GUGGGGUGGAGCUGCCGGGUGUGCGGCCGCGCCGGGGCCGUGGUGAUGUGUGACCGGUGCCAGCGCUGCUUCCACCUGCACUGCCACCUGCCCGCCCUGCUCGACGUGCCCAGCUCCGACUGGACGUGUUCGCUGUGCCAGGAGCUCCCCCCGCCCUCCGAGGCCCCCUCGGGCCAGGGAACCCCCGCCCGGCUGAGCCCCCUGGACCAGCAGAGGUGUGAGCUGGUGCUGCUGGAGCUGCUGUGCCACGAGCCCUGCAGGGCCCUGCAGCGCCCGCGCGGCCUCGCGGACAAGGUGGGGCUGCAGUCCCUGCUGAGCGUCCAGAGGUUCCUCGAGACCCGCCUGAGCCGCGUCUUCGGGGACAGGAAAUUCUGGGACCACCCAGGGACCUCUCUGCAGCCUGAGCCCCCUCCCCAGGGGGGCUGGGACCAUCCGGGGUCACCCCUGGCAUCCUGGGACCCCAAUUCUGCUGCUCCAGGGUCCUGAUCCCCCUCCCCGGGGUCCUGAAACCCUCCCUGGGACCCCAAUCCCCCUCCCCGCGGUCGUGAUCCCCCUCCCAAGGGUCCUCCAAUUCCCCCUGGGACCCCAGUUUGUUCUCUCUGGGACCCCAAUCCCCCCUCCCAGGACCCCAAUCCCCCUCCCCAGGGUCCUGGUCCCCCCUCCAGGACCCCAGUUCUGCUCCUUGGACCUAUAAAACCGCUCCUGGUCCUUCUUCCCUGUGGGUCAGGAUCUGCCCGGCUGUGACCCCGGGGGGGUCCUGGCAGGG
This is a messenger RNA of Manacus vitellinus (golden-collared manakin), 766 nucleotides long. RefSeq names its product transcription intermediary factor 1-beta-like. Lineage: Eukaryota; Metazoa; Chordata; Aves; Passeriformes; Pipridae. The record is from RefSeq and is a predicted model, not a curated record. Bases 46 to 486 code for a protein of 146 amino acids. The transcript has 4 exons.